CAAACUGGGAGAUCUCGACACCCCGUCCGCCUGCUUUAUGCGUUUGCUUCAUCGGACAGCCGUUCAAGUGCUUUACGACCAGAGAUCAUGGGAGGCUGUUGAUAUCUGAGACUGCCAUUAGCUAAAGGGAACUCAGGAUUACAGCCUGAAGACACAGGUUGGCACACAGGAAAAGGACCAACAAUGGCCGCCCAUCGAAUCAGAGCAACCACCAAUAACAACAUAUCUCUCCCUCGCUGCAAGUCAGAGGGGACACUCAUUGAUCUCAGCGAAGGAGUGUCAGAAGCCAGUCUCAAUGAUGUCAAAGUGCCUUCUCCCAGUGCCUUACGACUGGAUGCUACUGCCUCCUUCGGCACUGCCAGGGAAGUUGUUGCCAUUAAGGAUUAUUGUCCAUCCAGUUUUACCACUCUGAAAUUUUCCAAAGGGGAUCGUCUCUAUGUUCUGGACACGUCAGGAGGAGAGUGGUGGUAUGCCCACAACAACACAGAGAUGGGUUACAUCCCUGCAGCUUAUGUACAGCCUGUCAACUAUAGAGACUCCUCCUUCAGUGACAGUGGGAUGAUUGACACUAUUGGAGACUGUAAUGAGGAAGCAGCCAAAGAAAUGGACCUUCUAGGAGAGUGGAUCGGGGUAAUACUGAAACCAACCUCCCUCCAAAAUGGAAAUCCUUUUACAGCCUCCCACACUUCUACCAAUCCUUUCCUCAAUGGUGGUAAUCAAAGCUCACUUGAUCAAAACAGUAAUGAGAAAUCAGUGGAUCUACUUCUGUUUGACUCCCUGGCUCCCUCAGCACCAAACUCCACCAGCAGCACUGUCAACGUCAAUGGUUUUGGCAGUAGUAUUUUUGACUUGAACCCCAUUAGUCCCAGUGUAGGAGUGGGGCAAACGUUGCGCAGGGACAACCCAUUUUUUAGGAGUAAACGGUCCUACAGUCUUUCUGAGCUUUCCAUACUUCAGGCUCAGUCUGACACUCCUCAGGUUUCCACUGGUUUCUUUGGAGGCCUGAAAGCCCCAGCACCAGAGCAGUUCCAGAGCAGGGAGGAUUUCAGAACCGCUUGGCUCAAUCAUCGUAAGCUGGCCAGAUCGUGUCAUGACUUGGACUCGUUGGGUCAGAACCCAGGCUGGGGCCAAACACAACCAGUGGAGACCAACAUCGUGUGUCGGCUUGACAGCUCUGGGGGGGCUGUCCAGCUUCCAGACACCAGCAUCAGCAUCCACGUACCUGAGGGUCAUGUAGCUCCUGGAGACACCCAGCAGAUUUCUAUGAAAGCUCUGCUAGAUCCACCUCUGGAGCUCAACAAUGACCGCUGCACUACCGUCAGCCCUGUGGUAGAGAUCAAACUCAGCAACAUGGAGACCAAAACCACCAUUACCCUGGAAAUGAAAGUGUCAGUCGUGGUGAAAAUGGAGAGUAGACAGACAACAGAGGUCAUAUGUGUCAGGAGUGACUGUAAAGAGGGCCCUUACACGCCAAUUCCCCAGGCAUACAUGUAUGGAGACACAGUCCAGGUGUGCCUGGAUAACCUUGAACCAUGCAUGUAUGUGUGUGUUGUGGCCCAGUCCCAGUCGGUAUCACCAGACUCCACAGUUUGGGAGCAUGUAGUCAAAAAGAUCACCCUAGGAGUAUAUGGUCCAAAGCAUAUUCACCCAUCCUUCAAAACUGUUGUGGCUAUUUUUGGCCAUGAUUGCGCCCCAAAGACAUUAUUGGUCAGUGAGGUAGGAAAACAGGCACAGUCUGCUCCACCAGUGGCUUUGCAGUUAUGGGGUAAACACCAGUUUGUCCUGUCCAGACCUCAGGACCUCCGCAUUGGGGUUUACUCCAAUAUGGCCAACUAUGAGGUAAAGGCGAGUGAGCAGGCCAGAGUGGUCAGAGGUUUCCAGGUGAAACUGGGCAAGGUUAGCAGACUUGUCUAUGUUAUUGCUUCACGCAACACUGAGGAUGUUUCAGAUUUCACCUUGAGAGUCCAGGUCAAAGAUGACCAAGAUUGUAUAGUGGCCCAGUUUUGCGUUCAGACACCAACACCGCCGCCCAAGACAGGUCCAAAGACAUCAGUUCAAAGGCGCUUCCUUAAGAAGAAGGAAGUGGGUAAGAUCCUCUUGUCUCCUCUUGCCAUUGCCACCAAGUAUCCUGUUUUCCAGGACCGGAGAAUCAACAACCUGAAGUUUGGAAAGCUAAUCAAGACAGUCAUCCGCCAGACCAAAAAUCAAUACCUAUUAGAGUACAAAAAAGGAGACUUUGUCGCUCUCUUGAGUGAGGAGAAGAUCAAGCUGAAGGGUCAGUUGUGGACCAAAGAAUGGUACAUUGGAUAUUAUCAGGGUAAGACAGGGCUUGUCCAUGCAAAGAAUGUUCUCGUGGUUGGCAAAGUUAAACCCAUUUACUUCAGUGGGCCUGACCUGACCACUACAAUGUUACUGGAGCAGAUACUUAAGCCUUGUAAAUUCCUCACAUACAUCUACGCCUCCGUUAGAACUAUACUGAUGGAGAAUAUAGGCAACUGGAGAGCAUUUGCAGAUGCCCUCGGUUACGUCAACCUGCCCUUGACCCAUUUUUGCCGUGCUGAGCUGGAUAGCGAACCGGAGAGGGUCGCAUCUGUGCUUGAGAAGCUGAAGGAAGACUGCAACAAUGCAGAGAGCAAGGAGAGGAAGUCCUUCCAGAAAGAACUCCUGACUGCUCUGUUAAAGAUGGACUGCCAGGGCCUGGUGGCCAGGCUGGUCAUGGACUUUGUGCUGCUGACCACGGCGGUGGAGGUGGCCGGGCGCUGGAGGGAGCUGGCCGAGAGGCUCGCCAAGGUUUCCCGCCAGCAGAUGGACGCCUAUGAGGCUCCGCACAGGGACAAGAACGGGGUGGUGGACAGCGAGGCCAUGUGGAAGCCGGCCUAUGACUUCCUGGUCACGUGGGCGGCGCAGAUCGGCGACAGCUACAGGGACGUGAUCCAGGAGCUGCACAUGGGCCUGGACAAGAUGAAGAACCCCAUCACCAAGCGCUGGAAGCACCUGACCGGCACGCUCAUCCUGGUCAACUGCCUGGACGCCCUGCGGAGCUCCGCCUUCUGCCCCGCCGCCGCUCAGGACGACUACGCCAUCUAAGCUCGGUUUCUCUUCCCUUCGGAUUCUUGCUGACGGUUUUCUCCGAAAGCUUCACCUCGCUCUCCCGGGGGCAUUUUCUACAUCUUGCCGUUUGAGAUGCUGCACAACAGCUGUCCGCUUUCCUCUCGAUGCCACUACUGCUGUUCUCCUCAGUGUUUCUGCCUUCAGCUCCUCACACCCAGGGGAAUGUCGCUAGACUGCCCAUGUCUCUGUGGUCGCCAGCCAAACUACACGAUGCUGUAUGUAGCUCUCAGUAUUCACAAAGACUAUUUUAAUAGUUCUUGUCUUGCAUAGUAUGUAUUUUUGUACUCUAAAUAUGGCACAGCGUUUUUUUAAAAGCAACACUUUGAACCCUUUGAUUGAGAACUGUUAAUUGAAUGCUAAAAAAAAAGAGACACUUUUUAAAGAAAAGACACUUUUAAAUAUUGGUUAUCCUUGUUACAGUAGCCUUGUCACGUAUGUCGAAACCAGUUAUGUAUUUAUUUAUAUAUGGGUCUAAACAGAAAACACACUAUUAUUGUUCAGGGUCCCUCUCACUGUGGUCCUUUCUCAGAUGUUCACAUAUUUUGGUUACAGUCCAUGAUUUUUUUUUUUUUUUUUUUUCUUGAAAGACUGUCCUUCAUGUGCGCAUUAACCAUUUCAAAUAAUUUAUUGAUGUUUUUUCAAUGUUUUAUCAAGCUCCUCACAUUACAGGCAGUCCUUAUCCACACACUUCACAGACCCUUCUAGACUGUAUUUCUUUUUUUUUUCUUUUUCUUUUUCUUUUUUUUUUUUUUUUUUGUUAACUUUUGGAGGUCAUUUUUAACCAAAGCUUGUCAAAAAUUAAUCCAGCUCUGUGUGGCACACUGAUGAGCUAUAGUUCAAUGUCAAAGCCACUGUUGUAAUGACACUGUCAAAGCUUCUGGGUGGGUUUUGUCUCUGUCUGUGUGACUCAGUGCCGCGUACUGUAAAGCAUACCUGUUACAUGUCCAGUGGUGCGUUUGAAAACCAUCUUUGGCAUUCCUGUUUUGUUUUUUUUUUUGU
Molecule: messenger RNA, 4110 nt
Organism: Myripristis murdjan (pinecone soldierfish)
Lineage: Eukaryota; Metazoa; Chordata; Actinopteri; Holocentriformes; Holocentridae
Gene: sh3bp4
Product: SH3-domain binding protein 4
Exons: 5
Coding region: 184-3087 (967 amino acids)
Cellular component (GO): cytoplasm
Molecular function (GO): protein binding
Source: RefSeq, a predicted model, not a curated record